AUUAUCCGCCAUUCAUGGUGUUCCAGGAGAAGAACUCUACCCUAAAUGAACCUCAUAACCUGGCACCCUUUGCAGAUGAUGAUACAUAUCCUGAAGAAAUUCCACUUUGUCCUGGAUUGAGAACUAUGGAUGAAACACUCAAGAAAGAUUUGGAAUCACUUAACAACAAAAUGCCUGACACAUUAGGCUGCUUAUUUGUAGCCAAAUUUACAGAAAACGAACAGCAAAUGUGUGACAAAGAACCUCAGCCUUGGCUGGUAACACAGACAGAUGAAAUAGGGAACAACUUCAUCUGUGGUGCCAAAGAUUUACAGCAAUUAAUCGCUGUUGUCUAUUAUAAUUGUGGUUCAGAAAAGUAUUUCAAAGCAUAUAAUGAAAGUUUAUCUAUCACUGGACGGGGCGAAAAAGAACCAGAGUUUUUAUCAGAAACUUAUCAAAUGUACGAAAUAUGUUAUGAUUUCAAAAACAAACAAACAUUAUGGACAAAACAUAAGAUCCUGACUCCCGACCUUCUCACACAUAAACAUUAUGCACACAAAUACCUGGAUACGGUUUCAUUAAGAGAAUUCAACACAAAAACCUUCAACUUGAGAUUGGAUGACGACACCUUUAUCAAAAUGAAACAACCGUAUGAACCUAUUGAAACUGAUAAGAAAAAAGAUCCCUUAUAUCCAAACAUGAAGAUAUAUCAUUUAGUGCCUAAAGAUCACAUGGCGUUGCCCUACUGGAAAAAAUCCACUGACCACAUGAUCAAUGCAGGACCCAUUCUUCCUCAAUUUAUACCGUUGAUGAAAGCUAUUCAUAAAGGAAUUUUAUUGGCUUCGAAUUACGCGUAUCGGACAUUUAAAAACUUCUUGACAAUUUACACCAAAGCUGAAACAAUAUUUUCGUACAAACACGCUGCUUUGUCAGCAUUGAACCUUAAAACGAUGAUGACAUCUUUAAUGCCAACAAUGUCCACUGAUGUAUUUAGACCAACUAUGUGGUACAUAACCGUUCUUAAUGAAGAUGAUCAAUCUGGAAUUCUCAUUGUACUGCAUAACACUAAAGAAGCUCUUCCUGCAAGAAAGGAAUGCGAUGAUGAUAAAAUAUUACCAUGCGAUAUCAGAAGUUGGGCUGAAGACCCAGAUUCAAUUGCUUCGGAUGAUCUAAAGCAUGCAUAUUGCUGCCCAAUCAAGCAAGACGAAUUUCAAGAACUGUUUUCAAUAAAUACUACAAAUAUAAGCCUAAACAUACAGAAAAACCUCAAUUUACAAGAAUUAAUAAGUUUAGAAAAAGGUGAAUUGCCUGUAACAAUCAUUGUUGAGUAAGCAAACGUGUCAAGACUUUAAAUAGUAGUAAAGGUGGAUAAAACUAAGUUUUUAAAGUUUUUUUGUUCAACUGGAACCUUCGCAAUAGUUUUUUUGUA
This is a messenger RNA of Planococcus citri (citrus mealybug), 1408 nucleotides long. RefSeq lists its product as uncharacterized. The transcript has 3 exons. The record is from RefSeq and is a predicted model, not a curated record. Bases 15 to 1310 code for a protein of 431 amino acids. Lineage: Eukaryota; Metazoa; Arthropoda; Insecta; Hemiptera; Pseudococcidae.